Acanthoscelides obtectus is the source of this 705-nucleotide messenger RNA. The record is from the annotation of a GenBank genome assembly. Lineage: Eukaryota; Metazoa; Arthropoda; Insecta; Coleoptera; Chrysomelidae.
AGCCCAUCCAAGCACAGACCUGUUAGAAGAGUGCCAAAAGCUCCUGGACAUGUUCCAGUACCCUUGGGAGAUGAUGCCUUUAUUGUACGCCAUCCUUAAGGACGCUCGAUCAGACUUAGAAGAGGCUUCUAGGAGGAUUGAUGAAGGAAAGCGUGUGGUCAACGAGUACAGUCGGAUGCACAAUCUAAACAUAUACGAUGGAGUAGAGCUUCGAAAUUCUAACCAUAAGAAUCCACAGGACAGAAGGGCAUACAACAACUCGGCGUUCAAAUCCGUCAAUCUUCAGUUCAAAUGUAACGUCCUUAUUUAAGUGUCAUAUUAGUACCUUUAGUACCAAGCAUAGUUCUAAGUGUAUAGUCAUUACCAAAUAUUUAUUUUUCUUGCAUUUUUACGAGUAUAAAGUAACAGGUACAAAAUGAAGAUUCAAGAAAUGAUAUCGAAGAAAGAAGAUAGAAGACCGUCUCACCAUUGAAGAAGGAAGAUUAUCACGGCUUAUAACGAAAUUCUUCCUGAUAAUAACAAGUUCCUUUUAAUUUAGAUGUUAAGCACUUUCUCGAAUUUAGCGGUGGAUUUCAUAUCUAUUUCAGAAUUGACGUGUACUGUGUACAUAUUUUGAAUUUAUACAUAGAUAUUCUCUAUUUGUCAAGUACUUUGUUUGCUACUUAGAGUUAUAUUUCUAUAUAAAAUUGUCAUAAAUCGAAGAAG